AUGAAAGCAAGAAAUAAGAGUAAAUCAGAAAAAGAUGACAUUGAUUUAUUCUUUGAAACAAUGGCGAAAACAGUUAAGAAGUUCCCUAAAUUAAAAUUUGACAUAAUGACACUCUUCCAUGAAAAAGAUAUGAGGUGGCUGGAUUCUCUGACAGAAUCUUCUGCUUCUUCAAGUAGGAUGUCAGAAAUAUCAACACCAUCACCUUAA
Molecule: messenger RNA, 207 nt
Organism: Parnassius apollo (apollo)
Lineage: Eukaryota; Metazoa; Arthropoda; Insecta; Lepidoptera; Papilionidae
Source: the annotation of a GenBank genome assembly